AAAUCUCAAAAUAGCUCCCCGUGGCCCGGAUUUUCAUCCAGCAUAGACCAAUGCAAGUGGAGAGUUGGAACAUUGUGGUAGGGCUUUCUACACUGGAAGGGCACAGGGGGGAGUCUUGCUUCCCCCAGGUCAGUGGUUUGACUGCUACAUCUGGACAUACUUCAGUUUAACAACUAGAGCCAGUCCAACGGAAGGCAUUUCUAGAGUGCAAGGGACUUGCAUUUGGCAGUGGCCAGGCGAUACAGCAAGGUUUGAUUUAGCACAUUGUGCGGAGGGAGGGUCUGAUGAGGCAAGAGGGCAAAAAGAUUGACUAACAGGAAAAACCUAUCGGAUUUCCAACCUGGAAGAUCACUGAAUCUCUUCAGUCAAACUUCUGAUUAUUUUGCUUCUUUGUUGCUUAGGGUGGGGGUGUUCGGUGCAGGUGUUCAUUAGUCUGCUUAUCUGCUGCCCCCUACCUACAUUAUGCUGCACGACGACCUCUUAGUGGAGUGCAAGAUUGAUGAGGGAGAAAUCCCAAGAACUGCUGCUCCAGCACCCCUUCCUACAGAGCCACCUCCCAAAGUUGACGUGCGAGAUCCUCAUGGAAUAAAUCAGCACCUGAAGGUUGAUUUUAAUGAUGUUCUAGCUGAGCCUCCCUCCUUUCACAGUUUUGAUAAGGUCUGGACCUGGAGUGACAUCCUAUUUGAAGCCUCUAAGCUCUGGUGUUACCGUAUCAUUUCUCUGCUCUGUGCUGUCCCUGUAUCCAUAAUAACUGGCUUCCUCUUUGCUAUUCUGGGCUGUCUACACAUCUGGUGUGUCAUCCCUUGUGUCAAGUUGUGUACCAUUAGUAUGCCUCCAAUCCGCACACUUUGGAACAGCAUUCUGGAAAUCAUUGUAGUACCAGUAUGUGUCAGCAUUGGCCGCUGCUGCAGCAGUAUCUACAUGACUGUGUCUAAACAAUGAAAGUCCCAGACAUACUCAAGGCCAGUCCUGUAGUUUUGAUCAAAGAAAUGGAAAUCCAACAACACCCAGUCAUGGAAAGAAAAUAUAUUUCAUUGUAUUAUAUGACCAUCUGAGCUACAUAGUCUAAAGGAAAAGUAUGGCAAACCCAGUUCAUACCACCUUGUGAUUAAGUGACCCUUUACAUUGAGAUCCAAGAUGUGUAUCAUGUGAGUUUUCAUACACACAGAGGUUUGUAUUAUGUGUUUUUAAGAUGAAUAAGUGACUGUAAACUGGCCCAGUGGGAGUCUGUGUGUGACUGCACCUGGCAAUGAACCAGCUUCAAAUCCAAGCCUGCUCCCAGCUUUGAGUUCCUACAACAGCAUGAUGAGCAAAUUGAUAAAGAAGAUGAACAGAUGGACAAAAUGAGCCAUAUACACAUUUAUAAGACUGAAAAAAAAAUCCUUUAACACAAACCAAGCUAGAUAAUCUUCCUUUUAUUUUGCAUGUUAUAUGAUUUCAGAAAAAUGAACUCUUAGUCUCUUUGCUCUAAUUUGAAUUCUAAGAAAUGUCUUUUCAGAAUCACUGGUCCACUCAGUCACCUAGGCCAAUUGGAUUGCCUCCCUGAACAAAUUCUAAAUGACCCAGUGUUCAAAUUAAUUAAAUGUAUUUCUAUAUGAGACCUUUAUCAAUGCUGAUAUAUGGAAUAUAUUUUCCUUCUUUAAAAGGGGAAUACUGCCCAUCUUGUGAUUAAUUGAAUAAAUAAAUAAAUCAACAUGUUUCUUAUCA
Molecule: messenger RNA, 1707 nt
Organism: Polypterus senegalus (gray bichir)
Lineage: Eukaryota; Metazoa; Chordata; Cladistia; Polypteriformes; Polypteridae
Gene: cav4b
Exons: 3
Coding region: 463-942 (159 amino acids)
Biological process (GO): caveola assembly
Cellular component (GO): caveola
Molecular function (GO): molecular adaptor activity
Source: RefSeq, a predicted model, not a curated record